AUGUAUACACGUAGCAUCCUCUCGGGCUUGCUGCUGGGCGCAUUGCCCUUCCAGACUUCGGCCCAAGAUGACCCACCAACAGACUGCACUGGUGUCAAUAGCAUCAGCCCAAAAUGCAGCAGUCAAGAAUCUGCAUACCAGCGAGACUUCUUCUACAUCGGUGGCGGCUACGUCGACUCCGGCAUUCCGGGCCAGCAGAUGUGGAGCGACCAGCUUUAUGUCGAAAAGCUGACUCCCGCCAGCAAAGUCAACAAGCCUUACCCGAUGGUCUUCGUCUCCGCGGGUGUCAACACGGGCGCAGAAUGGCUGAAUACGCCAGACAAUCGGAAAGGGUGGGCUUCCUACUACCUUGAUCAAGGCUACCAGGUCUACAUUGUUGACAUCGCUGCCAACGGCCGAAGUGGCCAACAGCUUCUCUCGAAGUACCCUUUACGCCUUGGAUCUACAGACAAAAUCAAUGAGCAGGGCUUCACAGCUCCGGAAAACUUCGACCAGUACCCACAGGCAAUUGUACAUACACAAUGGCCUGGCAACGGAUCUCGUGGACAUGCAGCUUUUGAUGCCUUCACUGCCGCCAACGUUCCCAUCUCUUCAUCGAACGUGAACGUGGAAAGCACUAUGCGCACAUCUGGAUGUCAGCUCCUCAGCAUGAUCGGCCAGUCAUACACCAUCUGCCACUCAGCUGGCUGUACGUACACGGCUAUCUGGUCGGACGCAUGCCCUGAUCUGCUGCGUGCCAACAUCAACAUUGAGCCUGGCAACAUCCCACAUACUUCUCUGAUCGGAAAUGCGACUGUUGCUGGCGUCGGUCGUACUGCCGCGCGGCCUUGUGGCCUCACAUACACACCGCUGCAAUUUGAUCCGCCAGUAACGAACUGCUCGACCAUUACUACAACUGAGGUCGGCCCAGAUGACCCUGCCAAGCGCUCCUGCAUUCUGCAGACUGACACCGUUCACAAGCUCACCCAACUCGGCAAAGUGCCCUACAUCAUGAUCACAGGUGAGGCCAGCCCGCACAUCACGUACGACCACUGCUUCAUCGAGUACUUCAAGCAGAUGGGCCUCACCAACUACCAGUGGAUCAAACUUGCCGACAUUGGUAUCAAGGGCAAUGGGCACUUCAUGUUCCUGGAGAAGAACAACCAGGAUAUCGCCGCGGCGAUCAACUAUGGUCUCGAGCAAAUGAACGAGAGCCCAGCUGCUCCAGCUCAUCCAGGCCUUCCCAUCUCUAUGAAAUGA
Messenger RNA from Alternaria incomplexa, 1239 nucleotides. RefSeq lists its product as uncharacterized. The coding region runs from base 1 to 1239 and encodes 412 amino acids. The transcript has a single exon. The record is from RefSeq and is a predicted model, not a curated record. NCBI's taxonomy places the organism in Eukaryota, Fungi, Ascomycota, Dothideomycetes, Pleosporales, Pleosporaceae.